AUGUCGGAUUUCAAUUUGAAAUUUGAUGAAUCAUUCAGAAUCAUCACUAUCGCAUUAAGGUCAAACAAAUGUUAUCCAUACGUCACACGCGACAAAAUCUGGUUUUUGCAAUUUAUUGCGAUGUUUACUUUAAAUUUCGGAAUCUUUAUCCUUCUUCUCAAUUCUAUCAUAUUCUACGAUGUUCCAGCAAGAGAAUUUACCACCGCAAUUAAAAAUGGUAUCAUGGCUAUCGUUGCAACCACAAUUACAUUUAAAUAUUGUAUUCUUGUGAGAGACAAGAAUUCAAUAAUACAAUUUAUUGAGAGGUUAAACGAAGAUUAUGAGAUUGCAAAGCAUUUAUCUGCCGAAGAAAGGGAUAUAGUUAGUAAAUUUUCUGCAAAAGGAGUGUUCGUUUGCAAGAUUUGGCUUAUAAUUGCUGUCAUUACAAGUAUUCUGUUUCCUUUGAAGGCUUUCUACUUGAUGGGACUCUCUUAUUCGAGAGGAGAGUUCCAAUUGGUUCCGAUGUAUGAUUUGAACUAUCCAAAAAUUAUCAACGAUUAUAAAACAAUGCCAAUUUUGUAUUUUAUAUUAUUUUCGUUGACAUUUUACUUUGAUCUAUUUGCUAUGACGAUGUAUAUGGGUUUCGAUCCUCUCGUGCCCGUAUUCAUGUUGCAUUUAUGUGGGCAAAUACAUUUAUUGAGUCGGCGUAUACAAAAAGUUUUUACAGGAAAUAAUACAAAUGCUGUUAUAAAUGAAAACUUGAAACAGAUAAAUAUCAAAUUAUCGCAAAUAUAUAUAUUUGUUAGAGAAAUACAAGACGUCUUUACAAUUCUUUACGAAUACAAUUUAAAAACUACGACAUUUUUAAUACCAUUUGCUGGGUUCCAAAUAUUAGAGAGUGAUAUCUUACGGGAGUCAAUAUAUACUUGUGGCUGGGAAACUAUUGAGAACAUACAACACAGAAAGAUAAUAUUGUUCAUGCUGACGAGGGCCACUAAGCCACUUGUUAUUCGUACAGUAUUUUUCCCGAUUUGCCUUGAUACGUUUGCCGAGAUGUGUCGUCAGUCGUAUGCGAUUUAUAAUAUUAUGAAUGCAGCUUGGACGUAG
This is a messenger RNA of Leptidea sinapis, 1086 nucleotides long. RefSeq lists its product as uncharacterized. The record is from RefSeq and is a predicted model, not a curated record. Gene Ontology annotation, cellular component: plasma membrane. NCBI's taxonomy places the organism in Eukaryota, Metazoa, Arthropoda, Insecta, Lepidoptera, Pieridae. The coding region runs from base 1 to 1086 and encodes 361 amino acids. Gene Ontology annotation, biological process: sensory perception of smell; detection of chemical stimulus involved in sensory perception of smell. The transcript is spliced from 4 exons. Gene Ontology annotation, molecular function: odorant binding; olfactory receptor activity.